Moneuplotes crassus is the source of this 898-nucleotide messenger RNA. Lineage: Eukaryota; Ciliophora; Spirotrichea; Euplotida; Euplotidae. The record is from the annotation of a GenBank genome assembly.
CAUAAAUGGAGGUUGACCCAACUAAAGCCAGAGGCCAUAUUAUCUCAGAUGAAACCUUUUGAUUCACUGAGGAUCUGUGCAAGCUGUAUCACCUUUGUAUCGGGUUUAACAAAGACCCUCUUGAUGAAGAUGAUCUCAAAUUUACCUAUGAAUAUGAUGAUGAUUUCACUACAUUCCCAACGAUUUGUCUACUAGCAAUGAAAUAAUAUUCAUCUCAAGGUGUUUGAUACCCCUGGACUUCCUAGUCUAAAGCCAGAGCAGCUACUUCAUGGAGAGCAAAUUGUUGAGUCGUUUAAAUCAAUUAUCCCUGGCUCAACUGUUAAAUGUAUUGCAUCAGUUGAAGAUGUUGCUGACAAGAUCAAAGGCAUGCUAGUUACAAUCAGAAUAGAUAUUCUAGAUCCUGACGACAAUGAAAUACAUUAUUCAAGGUGAUAUAUGAAAUGAUAUGUAAAAGGUUGUGGUGGAUUUGGAGAUAAAGGUAUAUUGGAUCUAAAAAUACCUUCUCCUCCAACCAGAGAUCCAGAUGAUAUCUUAGAAAUUCAGACAGAUAAAAGGCUUGCUCUUUUCUAUAGACUUUGAGGAGACCUUAACCCACUCCACAUAGUCCCAAAAGCUGCUCAAUCAGUUGGCUUCCCCAGCCCCAUUCUUCACGGUUUGUGCACAUACGGAAUCAUAACAAACGCCAUCUACAAGACCUACUGCCCCCAAGAUCAUACCUCAAUAAAAAAAAUCAGUGCUAGAUUCGCUUCACCUAUCUUCCCCGGAGAGACCAUAACCCUCCACCUCUACAAAUCCGACUGCUCAAUCUUCUUUACUGCCUUCACAUCCCCCUCUCUCCCCGCCUGCAUAGGAGUAAUUUCCCUCUCUUCCACUGCCAAACUAUAAUUUCAGCCUGCCC